GCCAAGAUCUGUGGCUACACACAUAUCAGUGUUCAGAAAUUCUACUACAAGUGGACCAUUAGCAACUUUUCAUUUUGCAUGGAUGGAAUUUGGGAACAUAUUACAAGCCCAGAGUUCUCAUUAGAGGCCAAUGAAGAAGUAAAAUGGUGUUUGAGAAUAUUCCCAAAUGGUGUUGAUGAAGAAAGCAAAGAUUACCUGUCUGUUUCCCUGCGUUUGCACAGUUGUCCAAAGAGCCCAGUUUUGGCAAAGGUGCACUUCUGGAUCAUAAAUGCCCAAGGAGAGAAACAUCAAAUAGAAGAGAUCCCAAAUAUUUUAAGCUUUAGUCCAAAACAACAAUGGGGAUUGAGAAAGUUCAUCCUUCGAGAAUUCCUCCUCUCCCUUAGGCAUUGGCUUCUCCCUGAAGACCAGCUCAUCCUGUGUUGUAAGGUGUUCAUAGUAGGACCCUCCUUUAGCACACCUGGACAUAACAUGACACCUGCAAACAAGGAUCCAAGGCAGAAGCUUACUGAUGACAUAGGAGAGCUGUGGGAAUAUUCCCUCUUCACAGACAGCAGCAUGGUGGUAGCUGGCCAGGAAUUCAGAGCUCACAAGGCCAUUCUAGCAGCUCGCUCUCCAGUUUUCAGAGCCAUGUUUGAACAUGAAAUGCUGGAGAGCCUAACAAACCGCGUGGAGAUCCAUGACAUUCACCUGCAAGUCUUUAAGGAAAUGAUGGCCUUCAUUUACACAGGGAAGGCACCACACCUCCACAGCCACUCAAUGGCCACUGAUUUGUUGGCAGCUGCUGACAUGUAUGACCUGCAGGACUUGAAGGUCAUGUGUGAGGAUUCCCUGUGCAGGAACCUCUGUGUGAAGAAUGCUGUACCAACUCUGAUCCUGGCUGACCUCCACAGCACAGAGCACCUGAAGACUAGGGUCAUGGAUUUCAUUAUACUUCAUGCUUCUGAAGUCUCUAAGACAUUGUAGUGGAAGUCAAUGGUGGAGUCACAUCCCCACUUGGUGGAGGAAGCAUUUCUCUCCCUGGCUUCUAUACAGUUUUUUUCCUUGGAGUCUUCACUCAAACACUGAAAGAGAUUUUAGGAGCUUGACAGAUAUGACCAACACCUGUCUUCUAACAGCUACAACUAGUGUUUUUAACAAUGACUUCUGUUUAGAUUACAGUUUUGCUGGAACAUUUACAGUGAAUCUGGGUCAAGGUAGCAUGGUGGCUAUGGAUUUCAUACAGCUGUAAUAUUUCAAAAUGGUGUGUGGGGAAAGGGCAGCACUAGGGUCUUGGACAUUCUACCUGACAUCUAUCCUGUUGAUGUUGUCUUAUUCUUGUCUGAUGUCUUGGAACUGGCAUUCAACUGGCCUGAAGCAGAGCCUAACUGACUUUCUUUGGAGAAACCUGUUUGCAUUGGACUGAGCAGUAUAGGUGACCUAACUUGUAUGCAUUA
This is a messenger RNA of Rattus norvegicus (Norway rat), 1433 nucleotides long. Lineage: Eukaryota; Metazoa; Chordata; Mammalia; Rodentia; Muridae. The record is from RefSeq and is a predicted model, not a curated record.